Caenorhabditis auriculariae is the source of this 623-nucleotide messenger RNA. The record is from the annotation of a GenBank genome assembly. Lineage: Eukaryota; Metazoa; Nematoda; Chromadorea; Rhabditida; Rhabditidae.
AUGAGAGUAUCGACGAAGAAAAAUGAAGAGGACAUCCGUCGUGAGCUUUUCGGACCUUUGCAAGUCUCUUCAACGAGUCUUUACAACCCAGGUCGGUUGGACCUAAAAGGAAAUCUCUCAUUUUGACUCUUUCAGGCCUGCCGGACUCACCUGGCUGGUGCGAGCUCUCGGAGCUGCGGCUUAUGAUGCUCAUCAUCAAGUACAAGCCAGCCGGAGCUGCCCGCCACUUCAACGUUAUGGCGAUCGUCGACUUCAUGUCGCACAUCUACGACACGGAGCCCGCCGAGGUCGAGAUGUUCCUCAACGACGAGGAUAGGAUAAGCUUUCGCCGACAGCAACGAGCCGUUCAGAAGGAAUCGGCAAGGAAGGAGAAGACGAUCCGAAGGGUGAUCUACUCGCCCAAGUACACGAUCCGACCAACGGCCAAGCAGGUCCGAGAUAAAGUCGCCGAGCUCUACGACAUGCGCGUCGUUGAGCGCAACGAGAGCCUUCCUGAUGGGUUCGACACUCUCGUCGACUUCUUCCUACCCUUUGGCGACUAUUCGGAGAUGAUCCGAAAUAAGGAGGACUCCAACACGGCACCUGCAACUAAACGCCGACGAGUUGCUACUCCUGAUGUUUAG